Dendrobium catenatum is the source of this 1402-nucleotide messenger RNA. RefSeq lists its product as uncharacterized. The transcript has a single exon. Bases 130 to 1122 code for a protein of 330 amino acids. NCBI's taxonomy places the organism in Eukaryota, Viridiplantae, Streptophyta, Magnoliopsida, Asparagales, Orchidaceae. The record is from RefSeq and is a predicted model, not a curated record.
AAGCCGAGGGCACACACUGUACCUGCAUUAGAAGAAUCUGUCGCUGCGUGCCCGACUUUUCCAGCUUUAUAUGUCACCUUCACCUUCUUCUUCGCAUUCCCCACCACAGCCACCUUGAAUCCAUUUACAAUGACGACGACAAAAACACUAGCCGGCUCCGGCGCCGCCCGCAUCAAUGGUACCCAUCCCCUUCUCUCCCGUCGUGUUUGCUUCUCCUUUGCCGCAUAUUCUAAAUCGAUCAUCAACCAUCUCCGAUCAUGCGGCGUCCCCAUCGACGCCGGCCUGUCCGACGAAGAAUUCACCGCCAUCGAAUCCACCCACCGCUUCCAGUUCCCGCCCGACCUCCGUUCCAUCCUUCGUGAAGGCCUGCCUGUCGGACCCGGGUUCCCCAAUUGGCGCUCCGCCUCGCCAAAUCAGCUCCAGAUACUCCUCUCCCUCCCUACAUCCGGCCUACUCCAUGAAAUUUCCCGUCCCGGCGGCGAUUUCUGGCCAUCGGCGUGGGGACCUCGGCCCGAAUCCCUUACCCAAUCAAUCGCAAUGGCCCGAUCCUUUCUAUCCAGAGCGGCGCAAUUGGUUCCAGUGUACCGCCAGUUCUACAUCGCCGCGAACCCUAAUGUGGCCGGUAACCCCCUUUUCUAUAUCCACGGCGGCGAUGUACGAUGCUGCGGGUUCGAUCUCGCCGAUUUCUAUCGACGCGAGGAGAUAUGUUUACUGCCGGCGGCCGCGCCGGCGUGGACUGCGAAGGAGCCGAGGAGGGUUGAGGUGUGGUCAGAGCUCGCUGGAAGCGGAGGCGGCGGUGGCGGAGAGAGCAGAAUGGAUAAGUUGAUGAAGGAGAUGGGGAGGAGAUUGAGGGAGGGAGGGUGGUGUGAGGAGGAGGUAAGAGAGAUGCUGAUGGCGGGAGGAUCGAACGGUUACGAUGAGAGUAUGGAUGGACAUCGAAAGGGUGUGAAGGAUCGAGAAGGAAUGAUGUGGCACGUGCGGGGCCUCGCACAGGUGAUGCUUCGUGCAGGGUGGAGUAAGGAAGACGUCGCAUACGCUUUAGGCGGGAGCGGACGGAAUGCCGGGAGCUUAACUGUCGCUGGCCACGUGGACCCAACAGUCUUCUCUUCAACGUCUAAUUAGAAAUUAGUAAUUACUAAUUACAAUUAAUAAUUAAUUAUCUGCUAAACUAACAUUUACUUGUCUAAAAAAUAAGCGGAAAUUAAAAUUUCCUUCACCUCUACGUUGUUAUUUAUUUAUUUAUUUAGGUGAAGAGGUGAGGGAAAUCAAAGCGUCACUUGUUUUUUAUUUAUUUUUAUUAUUUUCAACAAGUGUCAAUAAUAUAAACCGAAAGAUUUUAUUUAUUUAUCAAUCAUCAAAUUAAAUGAAGUAGAAAAUUUGUAGCAGAAAUAGUUGAAUAAAU